Messenger RNA from Malassezia restricta, 3333 nucleotides. RefSeq names its product sulfite reductase (NADPH) flavoprotein alpha-component. NCBI's taxonomy places the organism in Eukaryota, Fungi, Basidiomycota, Malasseziomycetes, Malasseziales, Malasseziaceae. Gene Ontology annotation, cellular component: cytosol. The record is from RefSeq and is a predicted model, not a curated record. The coding region runs from base 1 to 3333 and encodes 1110 amino acids. The transcript has a single exon. Gene Ontology annotation, molecular function: oxidoreductase activity, acting on the aldehyde or oxo group of donors; FMN binding; flavin adenine dinucleotide binding.
AUGGCCACUACGAAAUCGUCUGCGCUGAACGCGGCCGCCCUGUUUACGGGUGGCGCCUUUGUUGGUGCGGCUCUCUACACGGUGGCUCGCUCCCUCGUGCAGGCGUCGAUCACCAAGACGCCGAAGAGUCAGGUCAAGCUCGUUGAAGCGCCGCCCAAGGCGCCGGGCCCCGAUCAGGACGAACAGGGCCUGUAUGUAGCGCCCGUCGAGUCGGACGCAGCGUCGAUGUACGACGUGUGCGGUGUGAUGGGCCAGCCCUACGAGCCACGUAGCGCGAUCCCAGCUGUGCAGCCACAGGACACGCACGUGGAUCUUGGCACAGACACCACGCUGGUCUCGGACGUGCAAGACCUGCCGAACCUCAACAAGAACAUGCUCACACUCAGUCUUCUCGUGAUGGAGAUGCUGGCGCUCGAGUACAGCGGUACGAUCUUCACGUACGAAAGCAGCUCUACGGGCUUUGGUGCAUUUUGCGAGUCGCAGCAUGAUAAGCGAGUGAUUCCCAUGCAGACGCGCGCAGGUGCCGGUCAGGCCGUCGUGGGUUUCGUGGCCGGCCAGGGCAGUAGCGGAAGCGCUGUGCCGAACAGCAGCUCGACGGUCACGGUGCUGACGAAUGCCGCCGGUUUCCUCGCGAUGGGUCCGUCGCUCGCGACGAUCCCCGCUGACAACACGGAUCUCGUGGUGCAUGUGUCGGGCAUCAACCAAGGCAUGCAUGAUGACUUGCGUGUGGCUAACGACUAUGCCUCGGCGCUCUCCACGGCCGCCAUGCUGAGCGAUGUCGGCUACGAGGUGGUGCUAUCCGCCUCGCGUCAGGAGGCCAUCGACGUCGCCCACUAUGCGUACACGCGCCAGACGAAGCGUGCAUUCGUGCACAUUUUCGAUGGUGCGUAUGCGGCGUGUGAGCGCAGUGUUCUGUCGCCACCGUCGUCUAAGGUGCCCGAACCAUGCACGUACACGGGUCCAUCGGCGCCUGCCACCGCACUCGUCAUGCCUCAUGGCGCCAUGUCGCAUCGUGCGCGUGCGCUCCUCUUGUCACUGCCGCCUCAUUUGCGCGGUAAAGUAGGCAUUGUGAGCGUCCGCAGGCUGGGCUCGUGGGACGCUGCUGUGCUGCGUCGGGCCGUCCCUACGAGUGUGCAGACUCUGCGUGUCGUCGAAGAGGCGUUCUCCUCGACGGAUGGCGCUCUCUAUGCAGACGUACUCGAGUCGGUGCUUAGUGGUGCUCUGCGUGGCGUGCGUGCUCAGUCGCUCGUGCUCGCACCUGGCCAGGCGCUGUGUCCCGAGGCAUGGCACGCGCUGCUGAGCCUCGCUGCUGAGCAGGCAGCGCCGUUGUCGCUGAAAGAUGUGCUCGCGCGCGCUGCAGCCGUGCAAGUGCCCGAUCUCAUGCCGUUCUCCAACUCUCACCUCGUCACUUUCGUGGGCACCGAUGCUGGUGUGUCUGUGCCGACGGCCGAGCUGCUGGCGCGCUCGCUCUUCGACGCAUCGAAGUAUGUGCGUAUGCUCUCACGCUACGAUAAUUAUGCUGCGGGCGGUGCCGUGCGCUCAGAUGUACUGAUGUCAGAGCGCCCUGGUGUCGAUGUCCCGAUGGAUGUGCUGGCACGCGACGGCACGUCGCAUGUCGUCGUCGUCAGCGAGCCGGCCUCGCUGCUGCCUGGCUACCGCGUGCUUGAAGCGCUGCGCCAGGAUGGCACGCUUGUGCUCAAUGCCGCCAAUUGGACGCCCGAGGACGUGCAAGGUGCUCUGUGCGCGGCCGACAAGGCCCUCUUGGCAUCGAAACGUGCCAAAGUCGUCGUGAUCGACGCGCAAGGCGUCGCACAGACGCUGCUGUCAGACAGCAAGGCACGCGGUACGGCGGCGGAUGUGGCGCCUGCCGUGCUUAUGUCGAGUGUGGCGGCAGCUGCGCCGCACCUCGGUCAGUGGGUGCCGCACACGCACCAGGCUCAGCCUGUGCGCACGGACGGAUGGAGUACGACGAGCGACGAGGUGCCGGAGCGCCAGACCCUGUCGUACAACGGAGUGCGUGCCAACACGGCGCUGGCCUCGGAUGGCGGCCAAGUCGUGCGUGCAUCGUGGGCGCUGGCGGCAUGGCAACUCAUGUUCCGCGAGGCGUACGGGCUGGAAGAAGCCGCGCUGCGUCCAGACCUGCCGGAAAAGACGUACAACGUCCGCGUGGCUGUGAACAAGCGCCUCACACCGCUGGACUACGACCGCUACCUGUUCCACAUGGAACUCGACACGACAGGCACGGGCCUGCGGUACGAAGUCGGUGAGGCGCUCGGCGUGCACGGCUGGAACGACGAGCACGAAGUGUCCGACUUUGUGCGGUGGUGCGGUUUCCAUCCAGACGAGCUGGUGUAUGUACCGAGCGUGACGCGCCCAGGCUCGUUUGAGACCCGCACCGUGUUCCAGACUCUGCAGCAGAACCUCGACAUCUUUGGCAAGCCGCCCAAGAGCUUCUUUGAGGCGCUAGGCAAAAUCGUGGAGAGCCAGGAUGAGGCUCGCUGGCUGCGCUUUAUCAGCUCAGGCGAAGGCAACUCGACGUUCAAGAAGCUGUCGGAUCUCGAGACGGUCACGUACGUCGAUGUCAUGCACAUGUUCCCGACAGCACGGGUGACCAUGGAUUGGCUCGUGAAGAAUGUCGAGCCGAUUAAGCCACGUCACUACUCCAUUGCCAGUGCGCAGGCGGCUGUGGGCGACUCUGUGCACCUACUCAUCGUGACGGUCGAUUGGAAGACGCCGCACGGUAGCCCGCGCUUUGGUCAGUGCACGCGCUAUCUGUCGGCUCUCAAGCCAGGCUCGAUGGUCACGGUCAGUCUCAAGCCCUCGGUCAUGAAGCUGCCACCCCUCGACUCGCAGCCGAUUAUUAUGGCUGGUCUGGGUACAGGCGCUGCGCCAUUCCGUGCCUUCUUGCAGGCCCGCGCGCUCAAGAAGAGCCAGGGCAUCGAAGUCGGUCCCAUGUACUACUACUUUGGCUCGCGUCAUCGCUCUAUGGAGUACCUGUACGGCGAGGAGCUGGAAGCGUACCUGCAUGAUGGUCUGCUGACGCACCUAGGCCUUGCUUUCUCGCGUGACCAGAAGAAGAAGGUGUACAUCCAGCACAAGAUCAUCGAAGACGGCAGGCAGCUCGUCAAGUUCCUCGUGCCGGACAUUGACGGCCAAGAGGUCAAGGAUGGCGACAAAGGUAUCUUUACACUAUGUGGUCCUGUCUGGCCCGUACCGGACAUCCAAGAGGCACUUGUCCAGGCCUUUAGCGAAUACGGCUGGGGCCGCGAGAAGGCCGAGAACAAGAUUGCCGAGCUCAAGGACGAUGAGCGCUACGUGCUCGAAGUCUACUAA